AUCUCCCAAUGUCAGAGGAGGCCUUAAUCCAUGCAGGCCUUGAGCAUAGACUGAUGUCAGGCACUCCAGUCUCCGCCCUGCUCCCUGCUUCCCAGAGUGGUAGCCCCACCAAGGCCAGAGCUGCCUGCCUACCUACAGGACCUGGGUAUAGCCCAGCCAGGUGUCUGCUGCUGGCCAGGAGCACUCCAACCUUGGCCAGGUCACCAUGUUGGGCCCCAUACUCCUGCUCCUGGCCCUGCUCCCAGGGACCUCCUGUGUGCCCAGUACACCACUUGCACCCCCACUCCCCAGGGGUUCUGGCCACUGGCUUCGCAGACCCCUUUUCAGCCUGGAGCUGUCAGACGCGGAGGACGCCAUUCCUCGUCGCGCCGGGCCGCUGGAGGUUCCGGCAGACAGCCGAGUGUUUGUGCAGGCGGCCCUGGCCCGUCCUUCACCCCGCUGGGGUCUGGCCCUGCACCACUGCUCAGUCACGCCAUCCUCUCGCCCUGCCCUGGGGCCUGCCUUGGUGCUGUUACGCGCGGGCUGUCCCGCUGACUCCUCGGUCACCUUCCCGCCAUCUCUGCAUCCGGAUGCUGCUCGCCCUACACGCUUCAGUUUCCGCCUACGCCCUGUUUUCAAUGCCUCGGUGCAGUUCUUACACUGCCAGAUAAGCCGCUGCCGCCGUCGCCGCCACCGAGCUGUCCCCGGGACGCCUACGCCACUGACCCUGCCAUCGCGGGUGCGCUGUCUGCCUCAGGAUGAGGCGUGCGCUGCUGGCACCAGCGGCGGCGAGAGCCUGGGUAUGGACAGUCCCCACCUGCACACGCUGACGCAACCCAUCGUGGUCACAGUACCGCGGCCGCCCCCUCGGCCGUCCAAGAGCCUCCCCGGCAGAGCCGUACACUCGGAGCCGCCGGCUGCAGCCCCUGCAGCCCUGGAGCCCGCGCCAGUGGUGGCGCUGGUGUUGGCGGCCUUUGUGCUGGGCACUGCGCUGGCUGCUGGGGUCGGCCUCGUCUGCACUCACUCAGCGCCCCUACCCCCGGGCCAGCUCCCUAGAGCUUCGCCCAGCGGCCCCCAGGGGUCCCGAAGGCCCCAGUAAAGCCGGUAGAUACUUUUAUAAUUCCCAUUAGAGGCCAGGACGUGGAGCAGGAUGCCUUUAAUUCCAGCACUCAGGAAGCAGAGGCCAGCCUGGUCGACAAUGAAUUCCAGGCCAGUUAGUGCUACGUUCUGAGAU
Nannospalax galili (Upper Galilee mountains blind mole rat) is the source of this 1213-nucleotide messenger RNA. RefSeq names its product transforming growth factor beta receptor 3 like (gene Tgfbr3l). The transcript is spliced from 7 exons. The coding region runs from base 206 to 1078 and encodes 290 amino acids. The record is from RefSeq and is a predicted model, not a curated record. Lineage: Eukaryota; Metazoa; Chordata; Mammalia; Rodentia; Spalacidae.